CACCUGAUCUAGCCUCUUCCUACCUGCCUUCCAUCUUUACGGACAUGUAUUUCCAUCGUUAGAGCGGCGAAUCGACUCUCUUGUCAAUAUAAUAGACAAUCUUUGUGUCAGAGCUGAUCAUAACAACCUUCCAGCUAGCAGCUUUGAGUUUGUCUUCCACUUGAGAGUGGACAUUUAUUAGUGCCGUGUUAACGACUGAAGUAAUAACCGGACAUAAACACAGAUCGUCAUUAUGCCUUCUGCUUGUGACUCCCCGAUCGAUGACAUUGAGGACAUGGUGUCAGCUGACGACCCGACUCCACAGGAGAGGCAGUAUGCCAGGAAGAGCAUCGUCCCCAGAGCCAGGAAGAGAAACACCCAGCAGACGACAGAGGUGCUGCAAGCAGACAGCGUGAUCCCGGGCAUGCAGAAGAUCUGGAUGAGGACGUGGGGCUGCUCCCACAACAACUCAGACGGGGAAUACAUGGCUGGACAGCUGGCGGCGAGCGGAUACAAGAUGACAGAGGACCCUGCGGAGGCUGAUCUGUGGCUGCUCAACAGCUGCACUGUGAAAAACCCGGCCGAAGAUCACUUCAGAAACUCCAUCAAGAAGGCCCAGGAGCAGGAUAAGAAGGUGGUGGUAGCUGGAUGUGUUCCCCAGGCCCAGCCCAGGAUGGACUACCUUAAAGGACUCAGCAUCAUCGGGGUUCAGCAGAUUGACCGUGUGGUGGAGGUGGUGGACGAGGCUGUUAAAGGUCACUCGGUGCGUCUGCUGGGUCAGAAGAAGGACAACGGGAAGCGUCUUGGUGGAGCCAGACUGGAUCUGCCCAAGAUUAGAAAGAACCCUCUGAUAGAGAUCAUUUCAAUCAAUACAGGUUGUCUGAAUGCCUGUACGUACUGUAAAACCAAGCAUGCCAGAGGAGACCUGGCCAGCUACCCCGUGGAGGAACUCGUGGAGAGAGCCAGACAGUCCUUCCAAGAGGGUGUGUGUGAGAUCUGGCUGACCAGUGAGGACACCGGGGCAUAUGGGAAGGACAUCGGGACAGACCUGCCCACUCUGCUAUGGAGACUAGUGGAAGAAAUUCCCGAAGGUGCCAUGCUGAGACUGGGCAUGACCAACCCUCCGUACAUCCUGGAGCACCUAGAGGAGAUGUCUAAGAUCCUGAACCAUCCUCGUGUGUAUGCCUUUCUCCAUGUCCCGGUGCAGUCUGCCUCCGACAGUGUCCUGAUGGAUAUGAAGAGGGAGUACUGCGCUGACGACUUCAGGCGCGUCGCUGACUUCCUGAAAGACAAGGUUCCUGGUAUCACCAUCGCAACGGACAUCAUCUGUGGUUUCCCAGGGGAGACGGAUGCUGACUUCCAGGAGACAUGUGACCUGGUGAAGGAGUAUCGCUUCCCCAGCCUCUUCAUCAACCAGUUCUACCCCCGGCCUGGCACCCCCGCCGCCAAGAUGACCCAGGUCCCCGCCCAAGUGAAAAAACAACGGACCAAAGAGCUGUCGACCCUGUUCCACUCCUAUAACCCCUACCACCACAAGAUUGGGGAGACCCAGCUGGUGCUUGUGACUGAGGAGUCCUUUGACUCCCAGUACUAUGUGGCUCACAACAAAUACUAUGAGCAGGUGCUGGUGCCCAAGAGGUCAGAGUUCAAGGGGAAGAUGAUUGAGGUGGAGAUCUUCGAGGCCGGCAAACACUUCCUGAAGGGAAGACCGCUGGAUGGCUCCGAAGUGUUCACUCCCUCCAUCGCCGAGCCACUGCAGCAGGGGGAGGUGUCUGGGCUCAGUCAGGAGCAGCUGUCCCUCCAGCAGAAUGGGUCCGUCCCCUCCUCAGGCGUGCUGACUGUAUCCUGGAGCCCCUGGAGCCUGGACAGAGAGGGGCUGAAGCUGCUGUCUAUCGGCCUGGCUGUGGUGGCUAUCCUAGUGGUCUUCAUGUGGGAGAAACUCCACUGAGACCGAGGAGCUGGAAGACAUGGACCUGGGCCUGUAUUCAUAGAGCGUCUCGGAGGAGGAGUGCUGAUCCAACAUCAGGGCCCCCUCUUUUACAAUCAUCCUUAUAUUCUACAAGGCAAAACUGAUCCUAGAUCAGCAUUCAUACACCGAGACUCUUUAUGAAUAAGGGACCUGGAUCAAAUAAAUAUGGAAAUGAUUUCCAAGUACUUUGUACUGGGCAAACUAAAUCAAGCCUAGCUCGAGUAUUUGAAAGAGUUUGACAUGUUUAUUUGGCCUAUAGGUUUGGUUGAAAUGGGUUUUGGAUGGGUCCUAGUUUAGCUUUAUAUGAGGAAAAAAACUUCCCAGUCUUGGACAAAGACUGAUGGAUUCUGGAGCUGCAUGUGAGAGUUAGGAAGAGGAGACGAGGGUAGGAAACAAGGACAGGAGAUAAGGAGAGGACAGGUUAAAGACACGUUGUGUGAUACUCUGGUUUAAGAUGGUGGAUAUCUUUAAUUAAAAGUAUUUAUUUUUACCAACAAUGAAACAGACACAGAGGAACAGGUAUAUUUUUGGUAAUGAAUUUACAUCACAGUAAAAGCCACACUCUCUGUGUCUGUCGUACUGUCAUACCACAUUGUGAUUGUUUACCAAAACAUUUGUUGUUGUUUUUUCCUCUCGUGUUUCUCUAUUUGUAUUUCUGUUUUUAUGGUUUUCCAUUUGAACGUCAGUCUACUACUGAGUAGACGGAGACCCCUUUGUGCCCUGGUAUGAAGUAGUUAGAGAACAGGGUGCCAUUUGGGAUGCUGUGAUGUUACGGUGUGAAACUGCAUGUUGUUUGGAUUCUAUUCAUGUACAUCUCAGCAGUAGAUCAUCUCCUAUCCCAGGGGACUUAUUGUCUGGUCUAGAUCCCUGUCUGCCUCUCAAAUGGCACCCUAUUCCCUUUAUAGUGCACUACUUUCCACCAGGACUGGCACCCUAUUCCCUAUAUAGUGCACUACUUUUCACCAGGACCCUAUGGGGGGGGGGGGGGGGGGGGUCUGGCCAAAGGUAGUGCACUAUAUAGAGAAUAGAGUGUAAUUUGAAACACAGACUUGACAGUGUUUUCUCAUCUUUGUUUGCAGUGUAAAGCUAACCUUAAUAAACCUUAAUAAACCAAAACUCCAUGC
Oncorhynchus mykiss (rainbow trout) is the source of this 3072-nucleotide messenger RNA. The record is from RefSeq and is a predicted model, not a curated record. Lineage: Eukaryota; Metazoa; Chordata; Actinopteri; Salmoniformes; Salmonidae.